AUGAAUGACAGGAACCAGGCCAACAACAACCCGGAUAUGGAUAACAACGCCAACAGAGAGAACAACUUCGACGACAGUACCAUCGACGACAACAACGCCAAAAACAGCAGCAGCAAAGUAACUGACAACGAUACGACAACUAAAAACCACAACAGUAGCAGUGACAGCAACACCAUCUUCAAAAUCAAAAGAUCAGAAAUAAGUCCAUCAUCAACACAAUCUCGAGUGGCAUUCAAGCCAGGAGUUUUCAUGCCUAACUCAACUAAAACACCUCGUUUUGUGCCGAAAUACAAAAUUGGUCCCAAAAACGUCAUUUCCAUUUUUGCCGAUAGCGCUUUUUCGGACAGACCAGAAAAUAUUUCUUGCAGUUCUAAAAACAGCGAAACAGAAUUUGUGAAAUCACCAAAUCGUCUGCCUCGAACCCCAUUCACAACACAGCGCAACAAAAAUGAUCAACCAAAAAACAAAUCAGAACAGAUCGACAUCUCUAUCCAGAAACCGGUUUUUGGCUACAGAAAUCAAGAGAUUCAUUACAAAAGAGAUGCUCUUUUGGACCGGUUAUGUCCGUGUAUCGAGUCGAAUGGAGCGAAAACAGCCGUAAUCUUAAUGGUGUUGAUGCUCUGUUUUGGGGUGAUAGCUAUCUGUAUUGGAGUUGGAGUGCAUUUUGCAGUAAUUUAUGGGAUGAACCCACAAAUGGUAGUACCAAGCAACAUCAACUUUAUACCAGAAAUACAACAUGUCAACCACAGCAGCAGCAGCAGUAGUAGAAGCAACCAUAGCAUCAGUAAGAAAGUUACCAACAUAACACCGAUAACAGAAAGCCACGACAACUACAACAUUAGUACUACUACUGCUACCACCACUACUACUACUGCUACCACCACCACCACCACCACCACUACUACCAGUAGUAGCACCAGCAUUAGCCACGUUACAACAACUGAGGCAACAAGUGAAGCGACAAAAAACGCCGUCAAUACUACUACUUCCACCACCAAUAACAACAAUAAUAACGACACUGACAAUAACAAUAAUUAA
Helobdella robusta is the source of this 1038-nucleotide messenger RNA. RefSeq lists its product as hypothetical. Lineage: Eukaryota; Metazoa; Annelida; Clitellata; Rhynchobdellida; Glossiphoniidae. The transcript is spliced from 2 exons. The record is from RefSeq and is a predicted model, not a curated record. The coding region runs from base 1 to 1038 and encodes 345 amino acids.